UCUUCUUUUUGGUAGAGAAGGGGGCUCGUUAUGUUACCCAGGCUGGUCUCAAACUCCUGAGCUCAAUCAAUCCUCCUGCCUCGGCCUCCCUAACUGUUGGGAUUACAGGCGUAAACCCCCGCGCCUGGCCCUGAAUUCAUUCUUUAAUCCAGUCCUCCAAUGGGACGAGCACACUGUUCCUGCCACGAUCCCCAUUCCCCAUCAUCAGCCAAAGUCAGGAGUAAACAACCUGGUGGGAAGGCAGUUACCUAGGAGAGGGCUUUCACCACCUGCUUACUGACAGAGUUUAACACUUAAUACACAUUCAGCCUUCCCAUCAUGUCAUUCUGCCCUGGAACAAGGAGCAAAGAAUUGGCUGUGGGUUCCCUGCUAAGCUCUUGUUACUCGACUUCCUUAUUCUGUAGAAUGGGCACACGAUGAGCAAACACCCUCUCUGAGAGAAACCACUGAUAAAGCUCCUUAUGAGCAAUCUGGGAAUGACAGAACCCCUGAGACCUUGAGCCCCACCCCAAGAGCACCCGGAAAUGGGUUCCUUUCCGAGCCCAGCACGUACGUGCCCGCGGGUUCCUCUGCCAGGGCGUGGUUGGCCAGACUCUGCCAGGCCCGUUCGCAGGUCUCCAGCGCCGCCCGAAAGUCCAGGUGCACUACCAAGAGGUCGGCCGCCUCCUCCAGCAGGUCCACCGCCGGUGCCCGGGCCCGGGCGGCGCGCACCGGCUCGCUGCUGCGCAGGGGCCCCCCGAGCCCCCGGAGGGGGCCUGCAGAGAUGGAGGAGUCGCUCUUCAUUACUAGUCCCGGCCCAGGGCCCAGCUCCUCAGACGUCGGAGUGACCGCCUCUCCGGAGGCUCCGGGAUAUGCCAAGUUGGCCUGAGCGAAGAGGGAAAGUCUUCAUCUCCUUGCCCACACCCCCUCCCGAGAUCGAUUCCCGGAGAAAGAAAAGGAAGGGGCCUGAGGCAAAGGCUGGGCUCGCCUGGCGGCUGGGGAAGCAGUUUACACAUCGGAUUUGCAGGAUUCUUGCAUCCCUGAACUACCUGGCCCUAGCUUCUCCGGCCCCGCGACACGUGCAGGAACUGCCUCAGCAGUGGGAUCCUGGCUACGAACAAAGACUCUCAGCCGGCCGCCCCACAACGGUGCGGACAUCUUUCGCGCUCGCCCCGCCCCGCCCCGCAGACGCGCGGCGGCGCGGGGUGCUCUGGGAGUUGUGGUUCCCCAGCUCUCGGCUCUAUAAUAGAAUCAGGCGGGAAAGUGCGGACUACAACCCCCAGCACGCCGCGCCCCGGAAGCCGUCCCUGUCCCGUGAGAAAACAAACCGCUGCUACAGCUUCGGGGUGGGGAAGUCGGGGCAGGUGGACCGCUCACAACACCGAAGCUGUCUUGUGAAAUGGAGGGGUCCUCACUAGCCAGUUCCAGCGGAGGCUGACGGAAGAAAUGCCAGCAAUGGAUGUGCAGCUACAUGCACGCUUCUAACUCAGAGCUUCUGCGGCGGUGGCGAUCAGGGAAUCUGUAAUGUCAGGGCUGAGGCAGAGCUGAUCGAACAUUCUGGCACCCUUAGUCUUGGACUGAUUCACACUUUCUCCGCGUUCCCUCCGGAGUUUUCUGUGGGGGGAUGAAUAUUGCCUGGUGAGGCUGAGGGAAUUAGGGCGGAAACCUUCACAAAGAGUACUAAGAAUAUGUUGGUCCAAAGGGCAGUGUUCCAAAAUGAACAGUGAACCCACCGACGCGGGGCUGGGGGCGCUGAACAUGGGGCCUCAUUUUGUCUCUGCUCUGUGCCCCACCCUGGAUUUGUUGUUAGAAAAAUCUGGGGUUAAAUGUAGACGCCAAUUCUACCUCCCCAGUGUUGCCACUUCCAAUCUGUCUUAUGUUUUGUAUCUCUCCUUAUUUAUCGCCAUCUACAUACUAAUGUCUAUGUUUUACUUAUUUUUUGUUGUCUCUUUCCUUCCACUGUGAUAUUAACUCAGGAAGGCAGACGUUUUUGUCUCUCGUUCACCGUGGGAACUUCAUGCCUUGAACAAUGCCUGCUACCUAUAGGUAGUAAAAAAAGUGUUUGUGGAAUAAAUGAAGUCCUGGCUUCACUUUUAUCU
This is a messenger RNA of Sapajus apella (tufted capuchin), 2078 nucleotides long. RefSeq lists its product as uncharacterized. NCBI's taxonomy places the organism in Eukaryota, Metazoa, Chordata, Mammalia, Primates, Cebidae. The coding region runs from base 852 to 1397 and encodes 181 amino acids. The transcript has a single exon. The record is from RefSeq and is a predicted model, not a curated record.